Musa acuminata AAA Group (dessert banana) is the source of this 1576-nucleotide messenger RNA. RefSeq names its product flap endonuclease 1-A. The transcript has 17 exons. The record is from RefSeq and is a predicted model, not a curated record. The coding region runs from base 223 to 1368 and encodes 381 amino acids. Gene Ontology annotation, molecular function: 5'-flap endonuclease activity; 5'-3' exonuclease activity; DNA binding. Lineage: Eukaryota; Viridiplantae; Streptophyta; Magnoliopsida; Zingiberales; Musaceae.
UCCUUCGAAUUGACUAGUUAGGGUUCGUCGCGUGCUCAAUCCGACUCGUAGGCGUAUGCGGAGCAGCGGCGGAUCAUGAGGACACAAACGCAGUAUAAAUGAGUCAGUGACGCGGGAAAGGAGAGAGCAGCCCUCCCAGGAGCUUAAUUUUCCUUUUCCUUCUCCUUUUGAUCGACCGCGGUCUCCCACUCUGGGCUGGUACCCUUCGACAUUGUCAUUGCCAUGGGAAUCAAGGGUUUGACGAAACUCCUCGCGGAUAACGCCCCCAAGGCCAUGAAGGAGCAGAAGUUUGAGAGCUAUUUCGGCCGGAAGAUCGCGAUUGAUGCCAGCAUGAGCAUCUACCAAUUCCUCAUUGUCGUGGGAAGAACGGGUAUGGAAACCCUCACCAACGAGGCUGGCGAAGUCACAAGUCACUUGCAAGGGAUGUUCAAUCGAACUAUUAGAUUAUUGGAGUCGGGAAUAAAGCCAGUAUAUGUAUUUGAUGGUCAGCCACCAGAAUUGAAGAAACAAGAACUUGCCAAGAGAUACUCAAAGAGGGAAGAUGCAACCAAGGAUCUGAACACAGCAAUAGAGACUGGUGACACAGAGGGGAUUGAAAAGUAUAGCAAAAGGACAGUGAAGGUAACUAGACAACAUAAUGACGAUUGCAAACGUCUCUUAAGACUUAUGGGUGUGCCUAUCAUUGAGGCACCUUGUGAAGCAGAAGCUCAAUGUGCAACUCUUUGCAAAAGUGACAAGGUAUAUGCUGUUGCAUCUGAAGACAUGGAUUCUUUAACUUUUGGAGCACCGAAAUUUCUUCGCCACUUAAUGGAUCCCAGCUCCAAAAAAAUCCCUGUUAUGGAAUUUGAAGUUUCAAAGGUUCUUGAAGAGCUAGAACUCAGCAUGGAUCAAUUCAUUGAUUUGUGCAUUCUCUCUGGAUGUGACUACUGUGAUAGCAUAAAAGGUAUUGGAGGUCAAACAGCUUUGAAGCUUAUUCGGCAGCAUGGUUGCAUAGAGAAUAUCUUGGAGAACAUAAACAAAGAAAGGUACCAAAUACCUGAGGACUGGCCAUAUCAAGAAGCUCGUCACCUGUUCAAAGAACCUAAUGUGAUUAUGGAUGUACCAGAGCUGAAGUGGACUGCUCCAGAUGAGGAGGGUCUUGUGAACUUUCUGGUGACUGAGAAUGGUUUCAACAAUGAUCGAGUUACAAAGGCAUUAGACAAGAUUAAAGCAGCCAAGAAUAAAUCUUCUCAAGGACGGCUGGAGUCGUUCUUUAAGCCUGUUGUAAGUGCAUCUACACCACCUAAAAGAAAGGAUUUGGAAAAAGUGGCCAAAGAAACUUCGACGAACAAGAAGUCUAAAACCGUGGGUGCAAGAAAGAAGAAAUAAUUGGAAAAUUCAGUCUGUGCUUAAACAUAGCAUCUUGUUGACUGAGCGGACGAGAACCAUUUUGUUGGUUCGUAUUUUGCCGAUCCUAUCUGCACUACGGUUUGGGCUUUUAUGAUACGACUCGGCCGAACCUGUUUACUAGUAGUUCUUAAUGGUAGAUGUAGUUAUGUUAAUUUAUUAAAUGUGUUUCAUGGUUUAUUUGUGCUUA